Messenger RNA from Sphaerulina musiva SO2202, 2193 nucleotides. RefSeq lists its product as uncharacterized. Bases 23 to 1387 code for a protein of 454 amino acids. The record is from RefSeq and is a predicted model, not a curated record. The transcript has a single exon. NCBI's taxonomy places the organism in Eukaryota, Fungi, Ascomycota, Dothideomycetes, Mycosphaerellales, Mycosphaerellaceae. Gene Ontology annotation, molecular function: DNA-binding transcription activator activity, RNA polymerase II-specific; transcription cis-regulatory region binding. Gene Ontology annotation, cellular component: RNA polymerase II transcription regulator complex.
CUCUACUGCAUCAUCGCCCGCCAUGUCUUCUGCUUCGACACCAGACACUAACGACGAUCACGCAGACCAAACCUCGUACGCGUCGACCCUCCAGCAGCAGGAUCUGCAGCAACAGCAACAGCAACACGCAUCUCAGCAAUUUCAGCGCUUCCGGGCGUUCGACUCCUCGAAGCACGCACAGCCCGCCAGUGCCUGCCCCCACGGCAGCAAUGCCACUGCUGCGCCCAAAGUCGCCAUCCCCAAGAGCGGCAGCUUCUCGACCAAGCGUGAGGAAAGUCCAGGCGGCCCCAUCGUCGACACCGGCGAACCGAGCGAGAUGACGGCGAAGCGCAGUGGGCCCAUGUCGGCUAACAUCACCGUCCCGCCGCGACCACGCCCGGGCAGGAAGCCCAUCGCACAAGAAGACGCGCAAGAUCGUCGCCGUUUCCAAAACCGCUUAGCACAGCGACAGUUCCGUGACAAGCGCGCUCGCAAGAAUGUUGAGCUGGAAGAGACGCUUAAGGAGCAGAAGGCGGAUCGUCAGCGGGUGGAAGGAGAGUAUCGCAAUACGAUCGCCACGCUGCAGGCUCGAGACCAGGAGAAGGAGCAGCAGAUGCAGGAGAUGAAAGCAAAGACAGAGCGGCUGGAAAGGGAGCUCGAAGAGCUGCGAGAUGUACUCCACCGGAUGCGAUCCGAGCGUGACCAGGCCCGUAACUCCAGUGUUGGUUCGUUCCGAGAUGCCGCAGGCCAGCCCUUCUCGUCGCAGUCGUACGGCCCAGGAGCUGGUACUCCCAAUUCCUCGGAUUAUGAGGUCGACUUCACAAAUUACGGCCGGGCUAGUUCGAACUAUGCUCUUCAGCAUUUGUCCAGCAACGAAAGCAACGCAAUGGACUUUAGCCUCGACAACGAGGAUCCGUGCGGCUUCUGCACGGAUGACCAGAAUUGUGCAUGCAAGCAAGGACAGAAGCAGCACAAGGCGAAGCCCACUCCCAUUGAACCACGCAUUUCGACGUCGAUGCCGGGCAGCUGUGACAUGUGCCGAUCCGACCCCGAGCGUGCUCGUGCGUGUCGGGAGAUGGCGGCUGCUACGCGACCCGCGGGCAAGGACGGGGAAGCACGCACAGCAUCCACGCUUGAUGCGCAUCGUGGGAGUAGCAACAGCAGUACGACGAUGCCACCACCACCGCGUGUGUCGUGCUCGGCCAUGGUGGAUGAGUUCAACAAGUUUGGAGAACGUACAUCCAGCAUUAGCGGCUUGUUUGGUGGCAAAAGUUUGACUGCAUAUCCCGUCACGAAGGGGGGAUAUGAGUUUGAUGAGUCACAAGCGGCCGAGGUGCUGUCGACGCUGCACCGCCGUAGUGAGGGCGCACGCUCGGUGAGCUCGUAUGCGGAUUCACAGGCGAUGUGAUUUAUCGACGGACCAUGAAGACGAUGGGAUAAGUGCUGGCGUUUUUGGUGGGGAUGGCGUGGUGGGUUUUGCGGUAAUUGACGCGAGAGAGUACAAAGACAUUACUCAGGAGGGCUGAAAGCAAUUCUACCUUAUCACUCUGUGCUUGAGCAGUGAAAAGCGAAAGUGGAUAGUAGACGACUUUUGUAGAGGAGCGACGUCAAUUCUUUUUUAUGGAAUACAUGAACAGCACACACAGCGCCAGCGGCUUUUUCCAUCCUUUGUCUCUGCCCUUCCCUCGAUUGUUUUGAUAGAUGAAGAGAUCAUCAUCAUCAUCCAUAGACCAAUUCUUGUAAUCGUCUCUCAUCCAAAAUCUCCCCUUCGACCAAUCUUCCCACUUCCUUGACUUGUUUUGUUGUUGUUGCGGUAUUUUCUCCCACCAAUUCAUAUCGCACCAAAACCGGUACAUUGUGAAUAUUCCAUUGAGUACGGAAAACGUUGUGGGGAUUUUUCCAUCUGUUUUGUUUCCCCAAGAAAGAAGAAGAAGAAAAUGGUGAGAAAAAGAGGAAGAAACAACAGAAGAAAAAAGAGGAAAAAGAGAAGGAAAAUACGUACUCCGUUUUCUGACCUACUUCGAUAAAAGCUACUACUGGUGGUGUUGUAGUAGACUUUUUGCCUUCUUCUUUUUCUUCUUCUCCUUCUGCUCCCUGAGAUGUGGUGGUUUCUUGAAAAGUCGCUUCGAGAAUCGGUAAAGCGGCUCGGACAUCGGGACACCAGGGUUGAUUGGUGAGUGGGUCUUUGGAAGCGAGAAAGGCGAUGAAGAAGUU